Messenger RNA from Talaromyces amestolkiae, 369 nucleotides. RefSeq lists its product as uncharacterized. Bases 1 to 369 code for a protein of 122 amino acids. The record is from RefSeq and is a predicted model, not a curated record. NCBI's taxonomy places the organism in Eukaryota, Fungi, Ascomycota, Eurotiomycetes, Eurotiales, Trichocomaceae. The transcript has a single exon.
AUGAAGUCCCUAAGCAAACAUCUCCCACACUUCACCGGCUCCUCAGACCAAAAACAAUACCACCAAGGUGUGCGCAGCACCCUAAACCCAGACGACUCCAACAUGAACACCAUGGACAACAGCAGCGACACCAAGCAACAGAAAAAACCACUAUGGGGCAUGCACAGACAAGGAAAAUCUCAGCAACAGCCCCGCAAAACGAGCACAGGCUCCUUCUCUGAUGACGAUAUAGCUGCCUUGCCGGUCGAAAAGCAGCUUGAGACUGAUUACGAUCAGACGGGUCAUUUGGUACCUGACACGGAGCAUUUUACGAGUGAGCAAGAUAUGGUUGAGGCUAGUAAUGAAGAGUUUCAUCAUCCGACGAUGUGA